GCGGCGUCCGCAGUGCUGCCGCGCCUCUACCGCCGGCCGCACCGCUCUCACGGCCGCCGCGGUUGCCGACCGAUCGACACCCUCUCGUGCCAAUCGUAUGCUUGGCCGCGUACGAGCUCGUUGCUCCGCUGAAUAUCGAGAUCGCGCUGCGAAAAAUCAACAUCUAUUUAUAGCCAAUUCCCUCGACUCGACGUACUGUUGUCUCACGUAAUCUCACCGGACAAAUCAUUUGUGCAUAUUUCAAAUGUGUGCAUAGUAUCAGCGUUGCCGCCGACGCGCUGGUUCGCGAUUACCACACCGGACGCCUCUUAGACUGUGACAGUGCUAAUAUUGAUACCUGAACUGUUUGUCUCGAAGAGAAAGUGAAUUCCGGUGUUUAAACGUCAACAAGUUUCCUUAUCGAGUCGAUUUCGUAACUGAUUAAUUGUGACAUAUUCGAUUGCACCUGUGAAGUGGCACCGGCUCGAUAGUACUGUUUGCUUUUAUGUCCUAUGUGUAUAUCGGGGUGUGAUUAUCUGGUGUGUUAAUUUUGUGCCCAAACAUGUGUUUGUAGCAUCCGCAGUGUCAAGGUUUUGGGGACCGGAUCGCACAGCAGUUUUAUGAGCGCCAGUAUAAAGGCAGGAGAUGCGCGCUGCGAACACGGCGCGCUACGAGACGUCCACUGUAAAUAAAUAAUGACCUAAUUGUAGGUGGCUAACGUCCCUGCUAUUUUGGUGUAUGAUUGAUACGCAUACAGACAACUUUAACCCGGAAGGUUAAAACAGUGAAAAACAUAAAAUAUCAGUGAAAUAAAAUGAAAAUAUAUAAUUUAUCAGAAGUGAAACUUUUCCUAAGUACAGUACCCACUUUCAAAGAUUUCUACAGGGCGCUCCCUUUCUCUGCUGCAUUCUAGACUGUCCCUAACGUUACGUUUGUAAGUUUUCUUUUAUUUAAAUCUGAUGAUAAACGAGUUGUCGUGUAAGAUAUCUAUGACGUAGGUGCUAAUUCAUUAGCAAUGUGUUGAUGUGAUAAUGAGUCGCAUUCAAUACGUAAAGAUGCCUCAUUACGACGAAAGCUUUUUCAAUGACGACAGUCAAAAUCAAAGAAGAAACAAGCGGAGUUAUCGUGUCUACAAGAACGGUAUAAGCCCGUUAAACAUACUAGAAACUGGCGAUGUUUUGCAAGCGCUCGAGGAAAGGGGAACCUCGGUUAUUAAACGAAAUAUACGAAAUAUUAAACAUCGAGGCAACAGAUAUAAACCAGACUCGAGCCCAUCCCACGUGCAAAAUGCUAAGUACAAAACACAGGACGUACUGGGCAUUCGCACGCCGAGAAUCAGCGUAUUCGAUCCGAACAAAUUUUACGAUAUAAGAAACAAUAACAUCCCUCCAUUGAGCUCAUGCAAGAGUUUUGAUAAUUUAACUUUUAAAAAGUCGCGAAAUGGCAAUGCGAAUAGGGAGAGAAUUAGGAAUGGGACGAGUCUUCAGAAUCUGGUGUGCGAUGAGAAUUUGAAAUAUUUCUCGUCUCCUUCCGAAGAAUGUGUUGUUAGUUCUCACAAGGACGAUGUGGGGAAUUCAUACUCCGUGGUAGAGGCCCGGCGCAGGCCCAUGCGCCGCGUGUCGCGCACCACGGCCGCGCCCGGCGUCGGGGUAUACCGGCACAUCGGCGAUCGCUGUGCCGACAAGAAGAAUAUAAAGGAGAGCGAAGUGUGCGGCGAGGCGGGGUCGGGCCACCGCGGCUCGCUGCGUGGUGCCAACAAGUUGGCUCGGCGCGCGCGCUCCUUCAAGGACGACCUGCUGGAACGCAUCUCCAACAUGCGUUCACCGGCACAGCCACAUCAUCCGCCUCACCUCUCCUCCGCUAUCAGAUCACACUCCCCGCUUAGUCCGAAACUUCGGAACAUGGGGCCUAAGACUGUUGCUACUGUUGAAGAGGGUGAGGUCACACCCGCCAAAGAGUUGGAACGACUAGUCAAAGAAGUGACAUUCGGCCUAAAACACUUCUCCGAUGUGAUAACAAAAAGAAAACUCGAAAUGUUGCCGGACAACGGAACGAUAGUAUUCGAAUCUAUCGCGAAUAUACACAAAGCAAUAAAGCCAUACUGCAGUCGGUCGCCGCAGUUGACCGGCGCCGUGAGAAAGCUCUGCACCGCACUGGCGAUGCUGAUCCGGUUGUGCGAUGAAGUCACGGUUGCAAGUCUUCGUGCGGAUGCCACUGAUGAAGAACUGGAUAUGUCUGCGGCGGCGCUGUCACCGGAUCACGUCAGCUCUGUGGUGAAGGGAGUGACGUCGGCGGUGGAGGAGGUGGCCGCGCUCGCGCAGCAGCAUAUGACAAGACCGGCUUUGUCACCGAGACCGCCUCUCGUCUCGCCACGUUCUACCCAGAGAAAUUCCUUGCCUGAUAUACCUUUAACGCCUAAGGAAAGAUCUCUGUUAACUGGUGAAAGUGGUAAUGAGACGAGCGGCGUGCGCGCCUCACACUCAUCGGAAUCAGUGCUGGAUGCGCCCGACUCCCCGCCGCCCAAACCCGCCAGACCUAUUAGGAAAAUCGAGUUGGCCCCUCCUUUGCCUCCGAAGCGCAAGUCUGCCAACGAUAACUCCCUCCUGGCACUAUCUAUUGACAGACUGUCCCUGCAGUCUCACAGCAGCGGCUCUCUGGACUCCAUGCUCAACGUGUCCAAUGACGACGACCGCACGCACGACUCCAUCAACAACGACCAAGUCUUCGUCACGCCCCCCAACUCUGACUUAGUUGGUAUGUGCAGUUGUAACAGCGCGAAUGAGAUCCGCACGUCGAUGGAGUCGCACGAGAUGCACGUCAACAAUGUGCACUCGCACUCCAACCACAACCGUUUCUCGAACGAAUCCGGUUUCGUGUCUGUGGGCCACUCGGAGAUGUCUACGGAGCAUCUGUUCACGUCCACUUUCUCCUCACAUCACUACUCCAGUCACACGGACAGUACUUUUGAAAGUACAGACUAUGUGAGCGAAGUGAAGUGCACAGUGCAAAGCUUUGACAGCCGCAUGAAUGUAGUCAAUAUGAACACCGUAACCUCUCACCAUUCAUCCAAGCUGGCGAGCAUCACGUCGGACGAGAGCGAGACGCCGCCCGAGCUGCCGGCCAAGACGCGCCGCAACAUCCGCGCCGACGUGCAGCAUCACUUCCCCAACGUUGAGAUACGACAAAGUCCGGUGUGCUCGCUGCACGGUGAGGCGCGGCCGCACACGCUGGCAGACCACCACCCGCCGCGCCCGCCGCCGCUGCCACUCAAGAAGAAACACAUGUUCCAAAGCGUCGCCUACAGUGUCAUGGCUUACAUGGAGAUGUUCGGGAACUGCAGCCACCCGCCCAACAGCGUCGCCGCGCCCUCCGACAUGUUCCGGCACUCCAUUCACACAUAUAACUUGGCCAGUGCACAGCACAGUGCGGGCGGCGCUAUCAGUGUGCAGCGUCACAAGCAGGUGCAGUGUUCCAUCGCUCAGUCCUUCACCUUGCAGCACUUCGGCACUCCUCCUCCUGCGCUAAGUGGUUCUGAUGAGAGCAUGGUGCGUAAGUCAGCGGGCACGAGCCCCGUGCCGCCAGAACCGCCCGCUCUGCCGCCCAAGAUGAACAAAAACAAACAGAUCCCAGUGACAUCCAGCAACGAGCUGCUGCCGCCGUCCUCGCCGCGCCCCUCCUCACACAACAGUUCUACAGACGACUCAUUCAUUAAUAAUGUGAGUUCUGAGGAACUGUACAUGAGUUCGAAUACACCGGGCAAGUUUCCGCUGGAGGACGAGCUGGAAACGAUCGUGCAGGCGCCUGUACCUACGCCCUCACCAGUGCCUUCGCAGAGAAGCGCGGUCAGUGCGGGCAGUGCAGGGAGUGCGGAGAGCGCGGAAGGCGGGGCGGGCGGUGCGGAGGGCGUGGCGGAGGGCGGGGCGGAGGAUAUCAUCCUGCAGAGCGACGUGAGCCAGUGGCUGCUGUUGCGCGACCGCGACAAGGACGGGCCCGAGGUGCGCGGUGGACACCCCGACGCGCUUAUCGUACUCGCCACUAAGGCUACCAAAGAAACGGACGAGCACUUCGCGUACCAGGAGGCGUUCCUGGCGACGUAUCGCACGUGGGUGGCGCCGCGUGCGCUCAUCGCGCGGCUCGUGCGGCGCGCACACCACCUGCGCGCGCGCACACACGACCUGCGCUCCACCCUCGGCCUGCUCACUAGGAUCGUAGCUGAUCUCACUAUGGCCGAUCUGGAUCGUCCACUAAUGCAAGAGAUAAUGGAGUUCAUCUAUUGGCUGGUGGACGCUGAAGAGCUGCCGAUCGCGAAGGCGCUGCGACAGAUACUGGUCGAUAAACAGAAACAACUACAUUUCCAACAGACAAACAACCGGUACGAGUACGAGACGCCGUGCUACGGGUCGGUGUCGCUGCGGCGCGACACGCUGCUGGACUUCAAGGCGGGCGAGGUGGCGGAGCAGAUGACGCUGCUGGACGCCGCGCUCUUCGUGCGCAUCUCCGCCGCCGAGGUGCUGUCCUGGCCGCGCGACCAGUCCGAGGAGAGCUCGCCCAACCUCACGCGCUUCACCGAACACUUCAACAAGAUGAGCUACUGGGCGCGCUCCAGGAUACUCGAACAGGAGGAAGGCCGCGAGCGCGAAAAGUAUGCUAGCAAGUUCCUGAAGGUGAUGAAGGCGCUGCGCAAGAUGAACAACUUCAACUCGUACCUGGCGCUGGUAUCGGCGCUGGACUCCCCGCCCGUGCGCCGGCUGGGCUGGCCGCGCGCCAUCUCCGAUGCGCUGCACGAUCACUGCGCCCUCAUAGAAUCAUCGCGCUCCUUCAGCGCCUACCGCACCGCGCUCGCAGAGACACAGCCACCUUGUAUACCUUACAUUGGUCUAGUCCUACAAGAUCUGACAUUCGUGCACAUCGGUAACCCCGACCUGUUGCCUAACGGUAGUAUCAAUUUCACCAAGAGAUGGCAGCAGUAUCAAGUCAUGGAGAGCAUGAAGAGGUUUCACAAAGAACAGUACAAGUUCAAGAAGAACGAGCGCAUCCAGGCGAUGUUCAACGGGUUCGAUGACGUGCUGAGCGAGGAGGCGAUGUGGCAGGUGUCGGAGAGCAUCAAGCCACGCGGCGGUCGCGCGCGCAACACCUCGCAGCCAUCGCCACCAACCACCGCUAACGCCAACGCUAACGCCACAGCUAACGCCAACGCCAACGCUAACGCCACCGCGCAAACUGCUGCAUAAAGCUAUUAUACUAUUAAAGGUAUACACUAAUCCAAAGAAUAUAAGAAGAUUGAAUGACAUCAGUGAAGAUGUGAGAACAAUGUACACGCAAGGAAUUGUAUUAACUUACAUAAUGUAUUGUGAUUAUCUGUCCUAAAAUGGCCUAAUUAUAUAUAGUGUUUGUGAAUAAAUUACGCUGAAGUCAACUGUGAUCGCUCCGAAGGGCGAAUGUGAUGUGGCAGGACCCAAAUCGUACUACAAAUACAUGCCACCGAUAAAUUGAAAAUAUCGUCAGUUUAUAAAUGAACUAAACAUGUGAUAUAAGUUUGUGAAAUUAACAAAUACACAAUCCUUAGAAGAAAUAUCCGUUUAAUAAUCGACCAUUUGAAUCUAUAAAUUGUUGAGACAUGACACGAAUAAUUUCAGUUCACAAUUUCCUGGUGUGAUUAUAAACUGACGAAUAACACGAUUUAUCGGUGUUCCAGACAAAUUUUAAUUUACAAAUUGCAUAUAACUUGAAAGUUACUGUCUUAACAUAUCAGCUCGUGACUUAGUACAGUAAAACAUUCGUCGCUAGCUCUGUUAGAAUUCAUAUUAGCCUUUACUCUAUUUUGUCGCGAUCACAGUGUCUCUGAAUAGGGUUAAGAAGAUUUUUUCUUACAUUUUGUAAGUCUGAUAUCAAAAAAGAAGGUAAAAAAUAGUAUAUUGUAU
This is a messenger RNA of Papilio xuthus (Asian swallowtail), 5900 nucleotides long. It is a transcript of the gene C3G, whose product is annotated as C3G guanyl-nucleotide exchange factor. The record is from RefSeq and is a predicted model, not a curated record. Gene Ontology annotation, biological process: Ras protein signal transduction. The transcript is spliced from 28 exons. Gene Ontology annotation, cellular component: plasma membrane. Gene Ontology annotation, molecular function: guanyl-nucleotide exchange factor activity. The coding region runs from base 1011 to 5210 and encodes 1399 amino acids. Lineage: Eukaryota; Metazoa; Arthropoda; Insecta; Lepidoptera; Papilionidae.